Messenger RNA from Penicillium samsonianum, 906 nucleotides. RefSeq lists its product as uncharacterized. Lineage: Eukaryota; Fungi; Ascomycota; Eurotiomycetes; Eurotiales; Aspergillaceae. The record is from RefSeq and is a predicted model, not a curated record. Gene Ontology annotation, molecular function: dioxygenase activity. The transcript has a single exon. The coding region runs from base 1 to 906 and encodes 301 amino acids.
AUGUUGACAGAUAAAGGCUUUUUUUAUAUUACCAACAUUGGUUUAUCUCAGGAGGAGAUAGAUCUCCAAUUUGCCAUUGCAAAGGCACUUUUUGAACUACCCGAAGAAGAACGACUGAGACACCGUGCUCCCUUAGAGGAGGGUAGCUACAAUGGCUACCGUCAUUUAGGAGCACUAAGUCUUUCCCCUGGGAUGCAAGACACGCUGGAAUUUUACAGCAUCUUCAAAUUCAUUCCCCAAAGCGAGCGAUCACAUCCAGACCUGAUCAAACAAUACUCCACGGAGAUUGAGAGAUUCUCUCGCUUCAUGCACGAGAACGUGUCCUUCAAGAUCCUCCGAAUAUUAGCGACUAUGCUCGAGCUACCGGAAGACCAGUUCGUGGAUGGUAACCGCUACGAAGAUGAAUGCGAUAGCUCUAUCCGCUAUAUGCUAUACCAUGCUCGGUCCCAAGAAGAGAACAAGACGUUUGACGAUAUUUAUUUUCGUGGACACACAGAUAAGGGGACGAUGACGUUCCUAUUCCAGCAACCAAUAGCAGCACUACAAGUGCAACAGGCCAAAGAUGCAACGUGGGAAUAUUUAAGGAUUCCCGCUGGCUCUGUCGCUGUCAACAUUGCCGACACACUUCAGUUCCUCACAAAUGGGUAUCUAAAAAGUGGCUUUCAUCGAGUUAUAGCGCCACCGAAGGAUCAGAUGCACCUCGAUCGAUUAGGCUUGUUAUAUUUUGUGCGUCCGACUGACAAGCUGCGAUGGAAGACCCUGAAUAGUGCUUUCUUGCAGAAGGAAGGUUAUGGCAAAACCACAACCGAGAAUGACCAGGAUGUUUCUGGGUUGGAUUGGUGGAGAGCUGGGGUCAAGGCUCGCAAGGGAGCAAAUUACAUCAGUUCUGCAGCAAGCACAACCUAA